CGUGCGAGACGAGCGAUGUCCUCUCAGGUCCCUCAUAACAAUUUCGAGCCACUUGCGCUCGAUCCCCCCUCUCCCGAGGCCAAGAAAGCUGCCUUCGAUGCAAGAGUCGCGGCCAUGGAAUCUUUCUUUGCUCUCCCUCGGUUUGCUUCGACUACCCGUCCCUACACGGCGGCUGCUGUAGCCUCAAAGCAAGGAUCUCUUCCUCCUCUUCCUCUCCCGAAUACUCUGCUCGCGGAUAAACUGUAUGCUUUGCUCCAGCGAGCUUCCGCCCAAGGUCUUCCUCUCCAUACUAUGGGAGCCAUAGAUCCCGUGCAGAUGACACAAAUGGCACCUCAUCUUCCCGUGCUAUACGUUUCUGGCUGGGCCGCGAGCAGCGUAUUGACGACGGGCAAUAAUGAGGUCGGGCCGGACUUGGGAGACUAUCCUUAUACGACCGUUCCGAACCAGGUGCAUCGGCUGUUUCGUGCUCAGCAGUUGCAUGAUAAGAAGCAUUAUGAUGCGAGGGUGAGGGCGACGGAGGAGGAAAGGAAGAAGAUGGCGUAUGUGGAUUAUUUGAGGCCGAUUAUUGCGGAUGGGGAUACGGGACAUGGAGGCACUUCUGCUGUUCUUAAACUGACGAAACUGUUUGCUGAAUCUGGCGCAUCCGCAAUACACUUCGAGGACCAACUUCACGGCGGCAAGAAGUGUGGCCAUCUCGCAGGCAAAGUCACCGUCCCCACCAGCGCCCACAUCUCCCGUCUCAUCGCCGCCCGGUUCCAACUCGACCUAAUGCAGAACAUCAUGCUCCUCAUCGCCCGCACCGACGCCGAAUCCGCCCGUCUCCUCUCUUCGACCAUCGAUAUCCGUGACCACCCCUACGUCCGUGGCGUGGCUACACGAGGAGCCGAUGGGAAGCGCAGAAAGGGAUUAGCGGAGGUUUUGGAUGAGGCGGAGGCGAAGGGAUUGAGUGGGGCGGAGGUUGAUAAGUUGGAGACGCAGUGGUUGGCGGAGAGUGAGUUGUUGACGUUUGAUGAAGCUGUUGAGAAGGCUAUACAGUCAGCUAGCUCGAUUUCGUCGGACAGCAAAGCCUCCGUCUUGGAACAAUACCGCUCCGCAUCUGCUGGAAAGUCUAAUACCGAUGCGAGAGAAAUCGCCGCCGGUAUACUCGGAGAACAGAUCGACUGGAACUGGGAUCUUCCUCGCACUCGUGAAGGCUACUACCACACUACCGGCGGAGUCGACUGUGCCGUUAACCGCGCGCUCGCAUAUGCACCGUACGCCGACCUGCUCUGGCUGGAGUUGACAGAACCCAACGUGGAGGAGGCGCGUAUGAUCGCAAGGAAGAUUCGCUCGAAAUAUCCCGGAAAGUGGCUCGUCUAUAACCUGAGCCCAUCUUUCAACUGGGCCGCACAUGGUUUCUCUGAUGAGGAUUUGAAGAGCUUUGUCUGGGAGAUCGCUAAGGAAGGUUUCGUCCUGCAACUCAUCUCCCUAGCCGGCCUUCACAGCAAUGCCGUCUCGAUGGCGGAACUAGCGAACCGGUUCAAGACGGAUGGGAUGCUCGCUUAUGUCGAGACUGUGCAACGGAAGGAAAAGGAGAUCGGAUGUGAUGUAUUGACGCAUCAGAAAUGGAGUGGCGCGAACUACAUCGACGGGAUCUUGUCAACGAUAUCUUCGGGCUCUUCAAGCUCGUCGUCGACGGGGAAGGACUCCACGGAACACUCUUUCUGAUUCUAAUCCGACGUGGCGCGAGUUCAAGCAUGUGUAUAAUAUACAUUGUAUCUCAUAAUAAAUGCAAAAACAAACAUCGCUAUGUGGAC
This is a messenger RNA of Stereum hirsutum FP-91666 SS1, 1796 nucleotides long. Its product is annotated as isocitrate lyase and phosphorylmutase. The coding region runs from base 16 to 1707 and encodes 563 amino acids. The record is from RefSeq and is a predicted model, not a curated record. Gene Ontology annotation, molecular function: methylisocitrate lyase activity; isocitrate lyase activity. Gene Ontology annotation, cellular component: mitochondrial matrix. Lineage: Eukaryota; Fungi; Basidiomycota; Agaricomycetes; Russulales; Stereaceae. The transcript is spliced from 11 exons.